GUAGCCACACUGUUCUGUCUUCAGCAUGUUUCCCAUGGCCAAAAAUGCUCUAAGUCGUCUCCAGCUUCAAAGCAUUCAGCAAACAAUGGCAAGGCAGAGCAGCCAGAAGCAGACACCUGAUUUCCAUGACAAAUAUGGUAAUGCUGCAUUCGCUUAUGGAGCCACUUUCUGUGCUGCUGUAUGUGCAUAUACAGCAACACACAUUGGAAUAGAAUGGAACCUGUCCCCUGUUAGCAGAGGCACCCCAAAGGAAUGGAGAGACCAGUAAUCAGCCCAGCUGGUGUAACACUCAAUUGUUUCAAAACCAAUUCAGAAUUGAUUUCAACUAGAAGCACUGUGCACCCUUUAAAAUAGGGCAUAAUUGAAGAAAUAAAGUAUAUUCAGAACCUUAAAAUAUAUAUAUGUGUACAUCUAAGUCUGUGUUCUAGUCUUUGUCAGAUUAUGCAAAUUAUACACUUAUUUGGAAAACUGUAGAAGACAGAGGUACCUUUUUGCCUUUCACCUAAGGGCCUGUUUCCCAUAAGAGCUGAGUUUUGUAAAAUCCAUCACUACCCCGUUUCUGUCCCCCACCG
Messenger RNA from Neogale vison (American mink), 572 nucleotides. Its product is annotated as cytochrome c oxidase subunit 7B, mitochondrial-like. The transcript has a single exon. Lineage: Eukaryota; Metazoa; Chordata; Mammalia; Carnivora; Mustelidae. The coding region runs from base 26 to 268 and encodes 80 amino acids. The record is from RefSeq and is a predicted model, not a curated record. Gene Ontology annotation, biological process: mitochondrial electron transport, cytochrome c to oxygen.